Messenger RNA from Otolemur garnettii (small-eared galago), 891 nucleotides. Its product is annotated as pantetheinase-like. The record is from RefSeq and is a predicted model, not a curated record. Lineage: Eukaryota; Metazoa; Chordata; Mammalia; Primates; Galagidae. Bases 1 to 891 code for a protein of 296 amino acids. The transcript is spliced from 2 exons.
AUGGUCACUUCUCAGUUGCUGGCCUAUGCGGCACUUUUCUUUUCCUGUGUCUUCAAAGCCAGCUCUCUCGACACUUUUAUUGCAGCUGUUUAUGAGCAUGCCGUGGUGUUGCCUAAUGCCACCCUAACGCUGGUGUCCAGUGGGGAGGCGUUGGCAUUAAUGAAUCGGAAUCUGGACCUUUUGGAAGGAGCGAUCAUAUCAGCUGCACGACAGGGUGCACAUACUAUUGUGACUCCUGAAGACGGUAUAUAUGGCUGGAACUUCACCAGAGACUCUCUCUACCCAUACUUGGAGGAUAUCCCACAUCCUCAAGUAAACUGGAUCCCCUGUAACAAUCCGAACAGGUUUGGCCACGCUCCAGUACAAGAACGACUCAGCUGUCUGGCCAAGGACAACUCUAUCUACGUUGUGGCAAAUAUUGGGGACAAGAAGCCAUGCAAUGCCAGUGACCCUCAGUGUCCCCGUGAUGGCCGUUACCAAUACAACACUGACGUGGUGUUUGAUUCUCAGGGUAGGCUGGUGGCACGCUACCAUAAGGUUUGCACACUGCUGAAGUGUAAAACGACUGACUUUCACACUUGCGGUGACUCCGUUGCAGUAGCUUCUACCAGGUUUGAAAUGUUCUCCCUCAGUGGCACUUUUGGAACCCCGUAUGUCUUCCCCGAGAUGUUGUUGAGUGAGAUUCGGCUUGCACCUGGAGAAUUUCAGGUGGCCAGUGAUGGACGCUUGUUUAACCUGAAGCCAACAUCCGGACCUGUCUUAACAGUGACUCUGUUUGGGAGGCUGUAUGAGAAGGACUGGCCAUCAAACACGUCAUCAGACCUCUUAGCACAAACACUACAAAUAAUGCUAGCAGUCAUAAUACUUGUUGCAUACUCCUUACGUGGGUAG